Molecule: messenger RNA, 1140 nt
Organism: Hemibagrus wyckioides
Lineage: Eukaryota; Metazoa; Chordata; Actinopteri; Siluriformes; Bagridae
Product: acidic leucine-rich nuclear phosphoprotein 32 family member B-like
Exons: 2
Coding region: 618-935 (105 amino acids)
Source: RefSeq, a predicted model, not a curated record
UUCAAAUAAAAAAAGUUUUCAUACAGAUAUUAUAGGAAUAAAAUAAUGAAAGAAAAUAAAAACAAAAUAAAGAGAAAAAUGGAGGGGAAAAUAGUUUUGGUGUGGAAAUAGAUUUAAAAACCUUUUAGGACUGAAGAAGAAAUAAUUAAAUAAUUUAAAGGAAAAUUAAGGAGGGAAGGAUGAAAUAAAAGACUUUGAAGUAAAAGAUGAGAUUAAAAAAGACAGAGAAAGAAAAAAUAAAGAUUUAAAGAAUGAAGAGAAAAAGAUGAGAAAGAAAUGAGGCUAAAGAGGAAAAAUAGAUUAAAAAAUUAAAACAAAAAAGAAGAAAAAAAUAAAAUCAGACGACUGAAGUGGUCACUUUUAGGUCAUUCUCUUCUGUAUUUUUAUUCACAUAUUUCUUCUCUGUUUUUUUGGGGGGGGGAUUCUGAAAUUCUGCAAUUGUAAAAAAUUACAUCAUGAAAGUCUCUGAGUGUUGUUUCCCCUGUCGCCGGCAGGGGGCGACACAGGACCUGCGUUCCACUGAGAAUCCAGUCAGUCUGCAGGAGGAGAAGUAAUAUAAGAAGGAGGAGGAGGAGAAGAAGGAGGAGGAGAAGGAGGAGGAGGAGGAGGAGGAGAAGAUGAAGAAGAAGGAGAUGAAGAAGAUGAUGAUGAUGAUGAAGAAGAAGAAGAUGAUGAAGAAGAAGGAGGAGAAGAUGCAGAUGAAGAAGAAAAGGGAAGAUGAAGAUGAUGAAAAUGAAGAAGGAGAGGAAGAAGAAGGAGAUGAUGAAGAAGAUGAUGAUGAUGCAGAUGAAGAAGAAGAGGAAGAAGAAGAUGAUGAUGCAGAUGAAGAAGAAGAUGAUGAUGAAGAAGAAGAAAAAGGAGGAGAAGAUGAAGAUGCAGAUAAAGAAGUAGAGGAAGAAGGAGAUGAUGAUGAAGAAGAAGAAGGAGACAGAUAAGAGAGUGUAAUAGUUGUAGUAAAGUUGCUGCUCAGAUUUCAGAAUGUUUCACAAACACAUGAUUUAAACCUUCAAUAAAUUGUCCAGAGUAAAUCUCCGCCCCUUUUUCUGGCUGUUUGAGUCACAACAUGUUUGUGUUUCAGCGAGAUUUCUGGGAAAAAACAAGAAAAAUAGAACAAUGGAAAACGAAACGCUCCAGUUGACA